Cynoglossus semilaevis (tongue sole) is the source of this 786-nucleotide messenger RNA. Its product is annotated as prolactin-like. Lineage: Eukaryota; Metazoa; Chordata; Actinopteri; Pleuronectiformes; Cynoglossidae. The record is from RefSeq and is a predicted model, not a curated record. The transcript is spliced from 5 exons. Gene Ontology annotation, biological process: response to nutrient levels; positive regulation of receptor signaling pathway via JAK-STAT. Gene Ontology annotation, molecular function: hormone activity. Gene Ontology annotation, cellular component: extracellular region. The coding region runs from base 1 to 762 and encodes 253 amino acids.
AUGGGCGUAAGACCAACUACAGCAUAUUUUAUAGUAUUGUGGAUUUUUAGGAAUGCACAAAGUAAUAGUUUUCUUCUCUCCUCAGCUUGGUUUGCAGUUCUUACUCUGCUGUACCUGGAGAUUUCCAUGAGGGUGGGCACUGCCCCAAUCUGUAUCUACGGGCAGGCUGGAUGUCCUAGUUCUUCCUUGGCAGAUUUUUUUGACCGGGUCAUACAGCAGUCUUCGAGAAUGCAUGGCAUCUCCAGCAGUCUGCACUCGGAAUCUGAGCAGAAUUUCCUACCUAGAAGGAACUUCAUUGGCAAACGGAAAUGCCACACAUAUUCUAUACCAACACCAGAUGACAAGGAAAAUGCCCAAAGGCUGGGACGAGAACAAAUGAUCGAAGUGAUCCUGAGGCUGCUGGAAGCCUGGAGUGACCCGUUGUCACAGUUCCACCUGAGCAUGUCCCCGGAUCAGGAUCAAGACUUUAACCAGUAUGGAUCCAACAAAGCACUGGAGAUCAGUGACAUGCUGCACCAGCUGAGGGAAGGGGUGACAAAAAUGGCCGACAAGAUGAAAAUACUCGGAGCACUUGGUAAUUCUGUGACUUUCCUGUCACCUGAGAGUUUUGUCCCUGUGUCUGACUUUUCCUUUUACAAGCGAGGAGAACUCAACUCGGUGGACCACCACAACCUGCUCUUCUGCCUCAACAGAGACGCAAACAAAGUCAAAAAUUAUCUCCGUGUCCUGAAAUGCACCACCUUUCCAGGUACAGACUGUUAAAAGCAGUCCAUAUUAUUUAUGCAU